This is a messenger RNA of Neoarius graeffei (lesser salmon catfish), 3887 nucleotides long. Its product is annotated as protein sel-1 homolog 3. Gene Ontology annotation, molecular function: protein binding. The coding region runs from base 431 to 3706 and encodes 1091 amino acids. The transcript is spliced from 23 exons. The record is from RefSeq and is a predicted model, not a curated record. NCBI's taxonomy places the organism in Eukaryota, Metazoa, Chordata, Actinopteri, Siluriformes, Ariidae.
CAACUGCAGGUAUUUUUACUGACACACCAUCUCAUCCAUGUGCUCACCUAACUGGAGCAGUUGUGCCUACUCAUUGUUGACAAAAAAUCGAUCCUCUGCGUAGCCACAUCAUUCACUGUGCCUUCCCCAUCAAACACCAUUGAUUGCCAUAGGAACUACUGCUAACCAUGGAGCAUUAGCAGGAUUUUCUGUCGGGGUUUACUCCCUUAGCUCCGUUGUGUUUAGCCGCAGGUACAACCUACGUUUCCAGUGUCACCUUGGGGAGGAUGUGGCUCUUCACCACGCACAACGGGCACUGACUAUAGAGAGGCUGAGUGGCCAGUUCUUGAGUGGCCAUGUAUUGUGCGUCACAUAGCCCUGGGGUGCAUGAGGACCAGUCUGAGAAAACUCAGGAAAGAUUCAGUGCUACUCCACCACCACACGCACCACCAUGUCACCAUUGCAGAAGAGCCCUUAUGGUGAUUUUCUUCACUUUGACUCAGCCCCUGACACCGUCACAGUCAACUCCAGUGUGCAGAUGUCGUAUACCUGCUCCAAGCCCUGCAGAGUGGGGCUCGAGAUUGUGCUUUCCACAUCAAAAACGGUUGGACUCAUGACCUUUAGGAGAUCAUGGACUCAUGUCAAACAACUUAAAAAUAUUAGAACAAGGACGAUUCAUCUCACUUUCCCUCCUGCUAUGGUGUAUAAGAGAGACUUUUUCUUCAGGCGGACAGUGGAAGCCCGUGAUGUGAUGCUUAGAGCCUGGCUGGCGUAUCUGGAUGGAGAAGAAAGCAGUAGCAGCCACGCUGGAGUCAGUCAGUAUGAGCAAUCCAUAGUGAGAAUGUUUAAAACUCUGCAGACGGUUCCGCCCUCAGAACGUCCUGCCAAAUCAACGAACAGAUGCGUUUCGUGGGAGGUGGAGCUGAUGUGGAAUCGGACCAAAGACAGAAUAGAGAAGUGUGCUCCUGACGCAGAUGUAGUGAAACUCCUGACGUUCCCUUUUGCAAGCACUGGAGAGAAAUAUGGAGUCAUCAGGACGUUUCCAGCCUUCACCAACAAAGAGCUGGAGAUUGCGAGCCUGCAUGCUCGAGAGAAACCCAGACUGACCGUCUCGGUGUGGUUGUAUUUGCUAAACUGGUGCAGGGAAAAGCUCUGUGGCAUCAUCAGGCAUGUGAACGAGCAGAGAAACUACGCAACUCCUCUCCUAUUGCUGAGCAAUACAGGUAACAUCGUGGUCCAGGUGUGUUUGACCUCAAGAGUGGAACGAGCAUUCACAGCUCACGCAAAUAUCCCUCUCCGGACCUGGAUCCGGGUGGACCUUUUCAUCCAGACCUCAGAGGUGAAGCUGUUAAUCAUGCAGGCUGGCUCUGAAGAUCACUUCAUGGAAGCCAUAUACAGUUUUCAGGAUGCUAUUCUGUAUAAUGACACUUCAGGAUACUUUGUGAUUGGUGGUGGAAUCUACAUGCCAGGAAUUCAUGGUUAUUUUGGACCAAUGAAAUAUUACCGCUUAGGUUCUGAAACGGUGGUGAACCCACUGACUCCAGAGAGAACACUGAAGGAACUGAACGAAGCCCACAUACAGUGUGAAGAUGUUAAACAGGUCACUGAAGGCUACAUAAAAGCUCUACAAGACAGCAGAGCUAGUCUCGCCAAUGAUGUGUGUGUAUCAUAUUAUGAGUGGUUAAGGAGGACAUUUGUCCAGACGAGGUGCAUGCAGAUGUGGUCCUGGGACCAUCAGUUGAAAUACAGUGCUGCACUGAAGAUACUGAGAAGGCAUGAGGAAGAACUGAUGUCAGGCCCAUGGAGCAGCAAGAAAGCAUCACUCUUUGGCCAGCGCCUCUACCAAGAUGUGGUAAAGAGGUUAGCCGAUGCUGGUUUGGGAGACAUCGAUAACUCCUUAAUAGAGCUGCUACAGCUGUGCUCCUGCUGGGGUCAUCACCGGGCUUCUCUCAUGCUCGCUACUUUACACCUGUCAGGUCUCGGAGUGCCAGCGGACCAGGAGAAGGGCCAUGUGUAUAGCCUGAUGGGCGGAGUACUAGACGAGCGUUUGGCUCUGCUGCAUUUGGGCUACAAGCACAUGCAGGGUCUGGACGGCUUCCCUAAGGACCAGGACAUGGCAAACGGCUACUAUACCAACAUGGGAAAGCAGACCAGCAUCGACCAUGAAAAAGUCCAGGACUUGGAGCAAUCCCUCAUUGAGCAUGUGCACUUAACCAACCCCGCGGAUCUUCAGAUGCAAGCGGGCGAGUCCGAUGAGAUCAUACAGUUUCUCAAACACCAGGCUGAGAGAGGAGCUGUCGAGUCCCAGAAAACACUGGCGCGGAUGUCAUUCUUUGGCAGUAACGGCAUGGUGAAGGACCUCAGCACAGCUCUGAAGUGGUACACCAAGAGUGCAAUGCAGAUGACCGACGCUUCAGCCAUGUACGACUACGCCAUCCUGCUGCUAAAGGGAAUUGGAGUAAAGAAGAACAAAACCCUGGCAGUAACACUCCUGGAGAAGGCUGCUGACAUGGGCUACGUGGAUGCUCUGAACGCUCUGGGAUGGUACUAUGGCAUUAUGGGAGGAAACAAAAGAAAGGCCGCAUACUACUUUGAUCUGGCUGCUCGUAAUGGCAGUCGAGACGGUCUGUUUAACCUGGGCGUGUAUCACCUGAAUGGCGCUGUCCCAGACUUGCUGGGUCAGAACGAGACAGCUGCGUUUCAGUGUUUUCUGAAGGCGGGUGAGCUGGGUCAUAUGGACGCCGCAGUGGAGGCUGCAUCAUGUCUCUUGAGAGGACACUUACCAGGCGUACGCAGAGAUCCUGAGAAAGCCAUAACUCUACUGAAGCCGCUCAGUGAGAGAAACGGCCACCUGGGCUUCACCGUCCGAGACGCUCUGAAAGCAUUUCAGCUCGGGUCAUGGGAUGAGGCCUUGUUGAAAUAUGCGAUGCUCGCCGAAACUGGCUUUGUUGUGGCGCAGAUCAACGCCGCUCACCUCUGUGAGGUGUUGAAGCACAAUUCUGCCUGCCAGUGGAGGUAUCAUAACCACUCCAUCUAUAACCAUGCUCCACACGAAUCAGGUCUGCUGAAGAUGGGAGACCACUACAGUGCUUUAGGUGACAUGGUAAAGGCUGUAGCGCUAUAUAGCAGAGCAGCAAUGAGAGGCAGUGCUCAGGGUAUGUAUAACCUGGCAGUUUUGACCGAGGAAGGACACAACAUCCCCACAAACAUCCUGGAGCAAAUGAAGAUCUCGACUGAGCCUCAGCUCAACAAGAAUGCCGUGGUGGAGAAACUGUUACUCAGGUGUAGGGAGCUGGAGAGUAAGGAAGAGGAAGUGAGUCCAUGCUCUCUGGCUCUGUUUGGACUGCGUGUGGCCAGAACAUGGCACAGCUUCACCCGCAGCACCGUCCACCUCGUACUGACCCUCACUCCUCUCAUCAUGUUAGUGCUCGCCGUCGUGAUACAAAGUGCGCUUGCUCACUACUCUGCAGCUCUUCCACACAGUAUUACUAACCAAUCAUCCCGGCAGGGAAGUGAAGCACCUCGCCUCAGCCAAGUCAGAGGAAGUGACUCAGACACUGCUGCAAAUCAGGAAGGACCCUCAAGAGUCACUCGAGUUGUGCAGAUUGGUCAAACCUAUUUGACCCAACAUGUCCGAUCCCUGCAGGAGGCAGCUGAUUUGGUCAUCACGGCAACUGGAGUGUGCGUGUGUGUCUUGUGCACAAUGUUUGUCUCUCAUCUGCUUUAACGGUAUAGACGAACAAUGCAAAUGUGAAGGAAAAAGAUUUUAAACAUUCCAAAAGACCAACAAGCACAAUAUCAGUGCACAGAUCAUUAACACACAGCACGUGAUGCUAACUGGUCCUUGGGUAAAAUAACCGAGCCAUUGUUUUUUACAUUUUUAUUUUUAUUACACUGUACAAAAGAAA